AUGUGUGCUACAAAUCUUUUGGAUCUAAACAAACAGCGAAUACGUUGUGUACCAAUCUGCCAAGCUGAUCUGUGUGAGUUUAAUUCUGAUUGUUCUAAUUGCAGGAAUCCAUCCCUUGACUUUGCUAAUGCUUUUGAGUAUUUUUUCCAGUAUGCGAAGCAGAGAUCAUCCAACGAUUUUUCAUUAUAAAUUGUUGAGAAGACCAAGUCGUUCCAGUAUUGGCACCUAUAUAUACGUUUUAACAAUGUGUAGUAUAGAUGAUUUAGAUCCAAGCGCUGUCUUUCACUGAAUAGGGGAUAUAGUCCGAAAAUCCAGGUAAAGUAGGGUAGUACGAAAGUAGAAAACAGAGUUCUUCAAAAAUUAGAUGAUGAUGUGCCGUUGAUUCUGAACAAAUUUACUAACGCUGUUUUCUGGCGCACCUUUACACGAGUUUUACCAAUGACAUUUUCCCACCCAAGCUUGGUCGUUAACCAAUAUCCUAGAUAUUUGAAGGAUGAGACCCAUUCAAUCGCAUUAUCUCCACAUCGAACUUCUGGCAUUGGGUUUGGAUAACGUACUACACGAGCCGAAAACAUAGUUUGUAUUUUUGAAUAAUUAAUAGGUUGUACCGCUAAUAUGGAGUAGAAUUCCAGUUGUUUGAAAAACGUUUGUAAACUUCGUUCCAAGUCUAAGCAUUUAUCUGUAAAUUUUAAUCCAAUUUGUCCGGCCAGUACAGCUGCCAAAUCUUCGGCGAAGAAAAAGGACAUUGCUCCUGGGAUAAAGUUCGCCAUAUCACUAUGAUAAGUUAUGAAUAACGUUGGUGUUAGACUAGAGCUUUGUGGACCACCUCUGUUGAUUUUGAUCCAUCUCGAUCUCUUACCUUGUAUCUCGAUGGUUGCUUGACGGUAAUUUAAGGGGACCCCCCGUUUCCGGCGUUUCUAAGAAACGGCCGAACAAAAAUUCCUGAAACUUGCAGGGUAGAGAGACCUCGAGUAGUAGAGAAAAAGUUGUCGUAGAUUCAAAUUUGCCAGACGUCAUCUUCAUGGACUUCCAGAGACCCCAAGGUCAAACACGUGCAAAAAGUUCCCGCCACCCCCCCCCCCCACCCC
Messenger RNA from Rotaria sp. Silwood2, 1088 nucleotides. NCBI's taxonomy places the organism in Eukaryota, Metazoa, Rotifera, Eurotatoria, Philodinida, Philodinidae. The record is from the annotation of a GenBank genome assembly.